This is a messenger RNA of Astyanax mexicanus (Mexican tetra), 1590 nucleotides long. RefSeq names its product CDAN1 interacting nuclease 1 (gene cdin1). Gene Ontology annotation, biological process: erythrocyte differentiation. The record is from RefSeq and is a predicted model, not a curated record. The transcript is spliced from 12 exons. NCBI's taxonomy places the organism in Eukaryota, Metazoa, Chordata, Actinopteri, Characiformes, Acestrorhamphidae. The coding region runs from base 146 to 991 and encodes 281 amino acids. Gene Ontology annotation, cellular component: cytoplasm; nucleus.
UUCAACUUGUUCGCGGGAGAGAAGCAGGAAGCGAGCCGGUGUAAUGCUUUUCAGCAGCGGCUCGGAUUUAAUCCACUAGCGCUUUUUCCUGGAGUGGAUUUAAAACCGUUAAACUCGUAUAAAACUGAUCUGAAGGUGCUGAAGGAUGAAGAUUUGCAGGGCAGAAUACAAAACAAUCGCAAAAUUCAUUGAGCAGCUUCGACCGACUCGGCAGUGUAUGAAGAUCCUGAAGGACAGAUUCCCCAAUCACUCGCAGUCCACUCUUCUGAGCAUCUUCUCCCUGGAGUACCAGAAAAGAAUGAAAAGAACUCUUGUGAAACACCAGGAUGUCGUUGAAGACUACUUCCAGAGGUACCGUAGCGAAGCCAAGAAACGUCCUUCAGACCCUGUCCUGCUGGAGUUGGCCAACGAGGUGGACCUGUCACCAUCUCUUCUGGCUCGUCUGCUGGUGGAGCGCUUCCUAGAGGAGCAGCAGGGCUCAGUGUCCUCCAAGCAAGUUUUGAACAGUAUGUUAAAGGAACCAUCUUUAAUUCCAGACAUGCAAUUGGCCAAACAUGUGGAACAGUGCACAAUAAAUGACUGCUGUUAUGGACCGCUGGUAGACUGCAUCAAACAUGCUAUUGGUCAGGAGCAUGAGGAGAUCCUGCGGGAGAAACUCAGAGAGAGGAACUUGUCUUUUCUAGAUGAGAAUCAUCUACGGGCCAAGGGUUAUGACAAGACCCCUGACAUUAUUCUCGAGGUCCCAAUCGCUGUUGAAGGCCACAUUGUUCACUGGAUUGAAAGCAAGGCUUCGUUCGGGGAUGAGCAGAGUCAUCGCACGUACCUGAACGAGCAGUUCUGGAGUUACUGGAACAGGUUUGGUCCUGGGCUAGUCAUCUACUGGUACGGCUUCAUCUCCGAGUUGGACUGCCAGCGGGACAGAGGGAUUCUGCUCAAAGACUGCUUCCCUACAGACAUUGUGACUCUGUGCCAUGGGUCAAGCCAUUGCUGAUGCUAGAGCUGAGGGUGAUACCGAUGCAGAGGAAGGUGGGGAGGAGCGUUUGUCGGUGGAGACGUGAAUCCGGAAGAAAUUUAGGUUUCCCGUUGCGCAAAAGCUACUGGCAAACAUCUGCCCUGAACUCCAGUUGAACUCACAGGGAUCAGGGUAAGGACAGUACCUCUGUAAAAUCACGCCAGGAGGGCUGGGCUGGACUCUCCUUGGAAUGGCUUGGGGUUGGCCCCUGGUCUGGACCCUACAGCCCUGCAGGAAUCCCCCUGAAAAAGCAGGAGAAUAGAGGGCAGGUAGCUCUUCUUAUCAUGGCUGUCCCUCUCCCUCCUCACUCUCUUGUGACCCUUUCACUCUCUCCUGAGACCAGUAGGGAGGUCAUCACUGUUAUCAGCUCUCCUGCUUUCCCCUUUCUCUGUAUCUGAUAGGGUGUGGCCUCUUUGGAACCUUUUUCUUUCCUUUUCUAUUUUUGAUUCGGGAUGUUAAGCGGGAUGUUAAAUGUCUAAAAAGAGGCAGAUUAAUUGAGAAAGGUCUUUUAGCUCACAUCCAUGAUUUUUUUUUUCUCAAACACAAAUUCAAUAAAAUUAAAUUAAAAGUUAAAUAAA